AGUACGGGUGUACGUCUUGUUCCAGUUGAGUCGAGAAAGUACAGAGCAAAUGGAGGGACUUUGAAGUAUUCGGGCACUCAUUUCUCCGAGCAACAGACAACGCUUUUGCUUUCACUUCAGCGUGGACAGAGGAAAGCUUCUUCAAUAUGGCUGCUGCUGCUGCUGCUCCUGCUCCAUCCCCCAAAGGCAGCCUGAGAGAGGACCUGACAUGUGCCAUAUGCUGCGACCUGUUCACGGAGCCCGUCAUGUUGGGCUGCAUGCACCACUUCUGCAGACCCUGCAUCUCCAGGUACUGGAGAGGAACUCAGGGCCCCGUGACCUGCCCGCAGUGCCGCAAGGAGUUCAGCUCCAAGCAGUUUCAAACGAACUACCUUGUGACCGCCAUGGUGGAGAAGGUCCGGGCCACCACCUCGGACACUUACAUCAAGAACCUAGAGAAACAACUGAAAGAGACUUUGGAGAGUCAUCGCCUGAAGAGGGAGGACUUCAUCAACAGCAUUCGCAGAGACAAAGACAAUACGGAUACCAUAAAGAGAGUCGGAGCAGAUCUGCAGGCUCACGUCAAAGGGGAAUUCAGAGCUCUCCAUCAGAUCCUGCACGAUGAGGAGACCUGCGCACUGGAGCAGCUCAGCAGAGAGCAGGAGCAGGAGCUGGAGAAAGUCCAGCGCCACCUGGAGGCCACGGAGCUGGUGGUGCGGGAGCUGGAGGAUAAUAUGAGAGUGCUACAGCAGGCCAGCGCUGCCCCUGAGAACAUCAUGCUAGCUGAGCUCCCACAGCUGAGGCCAUGUGUGCAGGUGGAUAUUGCCCAAGAGUUUGAUACAAAUGCUUUCAGCAACAAAUACAUGGCCCCGUUACAGUACAUCACAUGGAGAAAGAUGUUCAAGUCUUUGAAUCCAGGUCCUUCCCCGUUAACGUUCGAUGUCGACACGGCACACCCGAACAUUCACGUCUCCAGGGACAAAACCGCGGCGGUGGAAUGUGACGUCACCAUCCCACAUAUGGACCACGACAAACGUUUCCUGCAGUGCGUCAACAUUUUGGCUGCCCAGGGCUUCCAGUCGGGCCGACACUACUGGGAGGUAGAGGUGGGAUCCAAAGCCAAGUGGGACCUGGGCGUGGCGUCGGAGGCCGUAGACAGGCACAGUCGGAUUAAGCUGAGCCCCGAAAGCGGCUACUGGACGCUGCGGCUGCGCAACGGGAGAGAGUACUCGGCCGGCACGCAGCCCUGGACGAGGCUGCGACUCGGCUCGUCCCCUCACAGGCUCGGGGUUUUCCUGGACUGUGAGGAGGGGAGAGUGUCCUUCUACAACGCCGACGACAUGAGUCUGCUCUACUCGUUCACCAACGGGCCACGGGGCAAGGCCUUCCCCUUCUUCAGUCCGUGCAUUAGUGGCAGCAGUCAGAAACCUCCGCCUAUCAAACUCCUCCACUACCCGCCUGUCGCUCUGUCUGGCUAACAGGAGUGCAACUUAAUGAAAAGCUUUUCAGAAUGCAAGACCUGUCUAUUCACUUAUUCACUUUUUAUCACAGUUCUGCCAUUGUGGUUCUGUAUCACAAGAGUUUGAAGAUUGUUCUCUUAUUGUCCAUGCUUUAAUGAUAGGAUAUAUAUGCAUCUAUUUUCUAUCUGAAAUGAACCCUAAAAGCUUUCGACAUGUUAUAAAAAUUACCAUAUUCAUAGAACUGCUGUAUUCAACCAUUUGGGGUUGAAUACAGUGAAGCUUAGAUGCAUCACGGUUUAAUUUUCUUCACUGUUCAUACAAAUAUCUGAGCUAGAUGAAGAUGGUUGACCUUCAAAUGAUACUCUGCAUAAUUGUCUCUCAGACUUUCCUGAGGCUUCGCUUGUGAAAAGGUCUUAUAAUCACCCCUGACUUCAAUCAUCAUGAAGCAAUGGUUCACGUCACUGUGAGAUAUUACAUUAGAUGAAAUGGUUCUUUGUGUUUUAUGCAAUAGUAUGAAAUUAAAGUUUUUUUUGCCUUUUUGUUUCAGAUGUUUUAUGAUUAAGUUGUAACACCCAGAUGUGACUUCACAACAUCUUAUGAGUUCUUUAGAUUCAAUCUUGCAGCUCCUGUUGAGUUGUCAUUAUGUGUUACGUGGGCAUGAAUUUGAACAUGGGGAUAUAAUGUACACUUUCUUCAUUGCUCAAGGAAUGACAUUAAAUGUUGUUCCCCGCAGGAUUCUGUCUAUGCUGUUUACAUUGUUGUGACUGCAUGUCAGCUACAUGUUCCGUCAUUUCCUGAUAAAGACCCAAACAAUAUCUGUAAAACCUGCUGAUGCAAGUAAUAAACCAAAUCACUUUUUCUUUAUUAAA
Molecule: messenger RNA, 2308 nt
Organism: Anarrhichthys ocellatus (wolf-eel)
Lineage: Eukaryota; Metazoa; Chordata; Actinopteri; Perciformes; Anarhichadidae
Gene: trim105
Product: tripartite motif containing 105
Exons: 7
Coding region: 147-1457 (436 amino acids)
Molecular function (GO): metal ion binding; protein binding
Source: RefSeq, a predicted model, not a curated record